Stereum hirsutum FP-91666 SS1 is the source of this 1085-nucleotide messenger RNA. RefSeq lists its product as uncharacterized. NCBI's taxonomy places the organism in Eukaryota, Fungi, Basidiomycota, Agaricomycetes, Russulales, Stereaceae. The transcript has 5 exons. Bases 179 to 895 code for a protein of 238 amino acids. The record is from RefSeq and is a predicted model, not a curated record.
CUGGUGUAGUGCGCGAUGGUUGCGUACCCUUUUCAGACUAUUCCAUCUCUCUCAGAGUACCUCAUCAUCCACUGCUCACCAACUGCUCACUCGAGUCCCUCCCGCAAACCAGAGGGCUCCAAGUUCUUUGUGAAAUAUCAAGGUUCUUUUUACGAAGUCCCCACAACUUGUGCAGGCCAUGAAUCAGGAUUCCGGUCUCGCCUGGUUCGGCGCUAUCGUUGCCAUCAUUUCUAUCAUCUGCGCCUUGCUCAAGGCGAUUCAGGCGUAUUUGCCGUCGAAGAAGAUGCUUGACCUUGACGCCACCCUCCAGGAGACAGAAGAGCUCCUUCGAAGCGCGGUAGAGGAAGGAUUGCUCACAGACGAGUCCUUUCUGCGUGACACACAUACUCAGCUUUCGGUACUUCGCGAUUCCACUCUCAUUAUUCGCGGCAAAGUGCACUCUGCAAGCACUUCGACUCUGAAUGAGUAUGUCGCCGUAUUCGGCGGCUUGACGAGCAAGGUGUCUAUGAUAUACCGCGACGUCAAGGAACUGCGCGCUACCAUAUCUAGAUCCUCUGCUGAGGCAAAGCUGAAACUUCAGGAGGGACGGAUAGGUGCAACACCGUCUGAUCUGGAGGCCUUGCCUUCAGAAACGGGUGGCAAGGCUCAUGUCGCCGAAGCUCUGGCCAAUCCUCCAUUCUCUGUCAUCGCUGAGGACCUGAACGGAGGGCAUAGACCGCUCACAUCUCUCUCGAAUAGCAUCUCCAGUGUAAGCUCGAGCGAGGAAUCCAAUGCGACUCUGGUAGAUUCAUCAGCCCAAGCUCUAUCUGGGAAGGAAUGUGGUCGAUAUUAUUAUGUCAAGAAGAUUGUCUCCCCUUUUUACCGCAUUCCCCACGCCUCUAGUAGCACUCCUUAACACGUCCCUACUGCUUCAUGUCUGAACAGUUUCCUUCAAAUUGAAACAUUGCUCUCGAACGCCGCUAGUCACUCAGUUAACAUCACCAUAAGUCUACAGGCUGCACAUAUACGUCGGGUGCUUACACCAUAUCUCCGUACUUCUAUUUAUUACCGUAGUACCACUCCAUUGUAUGUGAGUAGGCUCCCCC